This is a messenger RNA of Scheffersomyces amazonensis, 1213 nucleotides long. It is a transcript of the gene ARG11, whose product is annotated as Arg11p. Gene Ontology annotation, molecular function: L-ornithine transmembrane transporter activity. Gene Ontology annotation, cellular component: mitochondrion. The record is from RefSeq and is a predicted model, not a curated record. Gene Ontology annotation, biological process: mitochondrial L-ornithine transmembrane transport. Bases 215 to 1192 code for a protein of 325 amino acids. The transcript has a single exon. NCBI's taxonomy places the organism in Eukaryota, Fungi, Ascomycota, Pichiomycetes, Serinales, Debaryomycetaceae.
UGACUAUGACUUCCAUAAACAUCUCUGGUCUUAGCCAAGGCUGAAAAAUUUGCUAUCGCAUCAGAUCGAAAAGCAAAUUGCAAAAUUUGAAAAUUUAUUUAUUGAUACUUGCACAUUCUCUAAGCAAACCAUUAAAGCAUUGUCCAUAUUGCCCAUGUAUAGUAUAUGACAUAAGAUUGACAUUAGAUAACAUAUCAUAAAUUGUUUUAAUCGCAUGUCUGAGUCAUUUGUAUACCAAGAUUCUCAAGGAUCUUUAGCAAAACCAGACCUCCACAAGAAGCAAAAGCCACAGCAAGAUGAGUUACAUCCUUUGAAAGAAAUCACUUUUGGAGCUGUAUCAGGUAUGUUUGGGAAGUUGAUCGAGUAUCCUUUGGACACCAUAAAGGUUCGUCUUCAAGCUACUUCCACUUCCAGUUCUCCAUCAACUUUGGCUAUGAUUAGAUCCACUUAUCAUAAUGAAGGUAUCAUUGAUGGAUUUUAUAAAGGAUUGAAAGCUCCCUUAAUUGGAGCUUGUAUGGAAACAGGAAUCUUAUUUUCAUCAUAUAACUUUGCUCUUUCGAAGAUUAGAGAUCCCAACUCUAAUGAUGAACCACAUAUGGGGUUAAAAUGUCUUAGUGGAGGAUUUGCUGGUGCUAUGGCAUCAUUUGUAUUAACACCUAUUGAAUUAAUAAAAUGUCAAUUACAAGUAUCUAAUUUGGCAUCCACAGCAUCAAGUACUACAAGUGCUACAAGACCUAACUCUUUAAGUUACAUUCCUUUAGUUCAAAACAUUAUUAAAAAGGAUGGUGUUACUGGUUUAUGGAAUGGUUUAACUUCAACAUUAAUACGUGAAAUUGUCGGUACAGCUAUAUGGUUUGGAACCUACGAGUAUGUAAGUGGAAUUAACGCGUUAGGAGUUGGUGAAGACAUUAACUCUUUAAUAAGUGGAGCCAUUGCUGGUUUAACAUUUAACUUUUCAAUUUUCCCCAUAGAUACUGUAAAGUCCAAUAUUCAAACCCAUGAUAUUUUAAAGAAAGCAUCUGGAAAAGUAUCACCGGGUUCAUUGGAUUUCUUAAGAGUUACUAAACAAUUAAUCACUAAACAAGGUGGAAUUAGAAAUUUGUAUAAUGGCUUAGGUAUAACUUUAAUAAGAUGUGUUCCAGCUAAUGCCAUUAUAUUUUAUUCAUAUGAAGUUCUAAAACGAAACUUUUAAAUGUACAUUCUCCUUACAUAC